AUGAGCGUCACUUUCGAGGUCUUCCGUGGCUCCAAAGAGGGCAAGAUUGUGGCCGACAAGACCACUCGCACCCUCCAGCCCAACGAGGUUUACAUUGAGACCAGUCACUCCGGCCUCUGUGGUACUGAUGAGCACUACCUUCACUCCGGAAUGGCCCUCGGCCACGAGGGUGUUGGACGUGUCAGCCAAAUUGGUCGUGAUGUCACCAGUGUGAAGAUUGGCCAGCGUGUCGGCUUCGGAUAUACUCACUACGUUUGCGGAACCUGUGAAAAGUGUCUGACUGGCUGGGAUCAAUACUGCGAGAACAAGAAGGAAUACGGAAGCCACGACCACGACCUGGGAUCCUUCGGUGAGGGCACCGUGUGGGAUGCCAACUGUGUGAUUCCUAUUCCCGAUGGAUAUGACUCUGCCGACGCUGCUCCUCUGAUGUGCGCCGGUGCAACUGUCUGGACCGUUCUGUCAGAGUACGGUGUCAAGUCAACAGACCGUGUUGGAAUCAUGGGUGUUGGCGGUCUGGGUCACCUUGCCAUCAAGCUUGCAUCCGCCAUGGGCUGUCACGUUGUUGUGCUGUCCAGCUCCGAGUCCAAGCGCGAGGAGGCUUUCAGCUUCGGUGCCUCCGAGUACCACGUCUUCAAGGCCGGCGAGGAGAUCCCCAACUUCAAGCCCCUGAACCACCUCCUCCUGUGCGGAAGCGCCAGUGUCGACUACCCCUCCCUCAUGCCUCUGAUGGAAGUCCACGGAUCGAUCUACCCCCUCACUGUUGAUCUUUCCUGUACCCCUGUGCCUCUUCUUCACCUUAACCUCAAGGGUGUCAGCAUUCAGGGCUCCCUGGUUGCUUCGCGCCACAGCCUGCGUUCUCUGGUCGAGUUCGCCGCUAAGAAGAAGAUCACCCCCACCACCAUGACUUUCCCUCUGACUGCCAGCGGUGUCGAGGAUGCCAUGGAGACCCUCCGUCAAGGAAAGAUGAGAUACCGCGGUGUUCUGAUCCGUCAGUAA
Messenger RNA from Penicillium olsonii, 996 nucleotides. NCBI's taxonomy places the organism in Eukaryota, Fungi, Ascomycota, Eurotiomycetes, Eurotiales, Aspergillaceae. The record is from the annotation of a GenBank genome assembly.